AUGGCCCGCACCCCGAAAGCGACGCCAGCGCGCCGCACGGGCGGCGCGAAAAAGAAGCAGGAGCGCCGCGACCCGGACAAGCCGAAGCGGAGAUACCGGCCAGGCACGGUGGCGCUGCGGGAGAUCCGCAAAUACCAGCGCUCGACGGAACUCUUGAUACGCAAGCUGCCCUUCGCCCGCCUCGUGCGCGAAAUCUCCAACCGCUGCAGCCCCGAGCCGCUCCGGUGGACAGCGGAGGCGCUGCUGGCGCUGCAGGACGCGGCGGAGGCCGCCAUGGUCGGCCUGUUCGAGGACACAAACCUGUGCGCCAUCCAUGCCAAGAGGGUAACCAUCAUGAUCCGGGACAUGCAGCUGGCCAGGCGGAUCCGCGGCCGGCUCCAUGGCUUCGGCGGGUACUGA
Molecule: messenger RNA, 399 nt
Organism: Pedinophyceae sp. YPF-701
Lineage: Eukaryota; Viridiplantae; Chlorophyta; Pedinophyceae
Source: the annotation of a GenBank genome assembly